Molecule: messenger RNA, 663 nt
Organism: Paramecium octaurelia
Lineage: Eukaryota; Ciliophora; Oligohymenophorea; Peniculida; Parameciidae
Source: the annotation of a GenBank genome assembly
AUGUUGAUGGAGUAGGUAUAAAAUUUCUUAUUUUAUUAUUUCAUUCAUUAUUUAUAAUUACUUUGGAUUCUUCGGAUGUGCCUACUUAUUAGGAGCUGUAAUCAACAAUGUAGUUUACUAAGAGACCAUAAUUAUGUGGAGCAUUAUGGUUUGAGCCGAAAGGAAAUAUAACCCGGAAAAUAUGAGAAGUAGACAUUCGACACAGUUGGAAUGCUCCACACAGAUUAUUCAAUUAUCUCCUAUUUAUAUUAUAAAGACAUUCAGACCAUCACGAAAAUCCUUACAAAUCCUGUUCAUAUUAAAAAAGCCCCCAAUUGCAACAUGGAUAUACAGUGUGUAUUCUAUUAGCAUGGGUACCAAAAUAAUGGUUUGAAAUUAUGGAUAUGUAACUAAAGAAACGGGAACAUUCUUAACCAAGUCCAUCAGAAAAUGCUUAAUAUCAUAUUUUUAAUCACAAGUCUCAUCACAUAUCUAUCCCAUUUUCUAAAACUUUCACAUUUCAAUUAGUCUAUAUUAAUGUUAAGUUUAAAAAAAAAUCUAGAUAACUUUCUUUCUGGUUCUUAUAAAUUAAAAUUAUAUGUUGGUAAUAAAUUAAUCAAAAUGAGUGGAAGUGUUCAUAACCAUUCAAGUAACGUACUGAUUUAGUUAAUUAUUUAUUGUUGA